This is a messenger RNA of Equus quagga, 2083 nucleotides long. It is a transcript of the gene HSF4, whose product is annotated as heat shock transcription factor 4. The coding region runs from base 36 to 1514 and encodes 492 amino acids. The record is from RefSeq and is a predicted model, not a curated record. Gene Ontology annotation, molecular function: sequence-specific DNA binding; DNA-binding transcription factor activity. Gene Ontology annotation, biological process: regulation of DNA-templated transcription. Lineage: Eukaryota; Metazoa; Chordata; Mammalia; Perissodactyla; Equidae. The transcript has 13 exons.
CCGGGCCGAGCGCUUAGCGGGGCCGAGACUGCGCCAUGCAGGAAGCGCCAGCCGCGCUGCCCACGGAGCCGGGCCCCAGCCCCGUGCCUGCCUUCCUCGGCAAGCUGUGGGCGCUGGUGGGAGACCCGGGCACCGACCACCUGAUCCGCUGGAGCCCGAGCGGGACCAGUUUCCUCGUAAGCGACCAGAGCCGCUUCGCAAAGGAGGUGCUGCCCCAAUACUUCAAGCACAGCAACAUGGCGAGCUUCGUGCGGCAACUCAACAUGUAUGGUUUUCGGAAAGUGGUGAGCAUCGAGCAGGGCGGCCUGCUCAGGCCGGAGCGCGACCACGUCGAGUUCCAGCAUCCGAGCUUCGUGCGCGGCCGCGAGCAACUACUGGAACGCGUGCGGCGCAAGGUGCCUGCGCUGCGCGGCGACGACGGCCGCUGGCGCCCCGAGGACCUGGGCCGGCUGCUGGGCGAGGUGCAGGCUUUGCGGGGAGUGCAGGAGAGCACCGAGGCGCGGCUGCGGGAGCUCAGGCAGCAGAACGAGAUCCUCUGGAGGGAGGUGAUGACGCUGCGGCAGAGCCAUGGUCAGCAACACCGGGUCAUUGGCAAGCUGAUCCAGUGCCUCUUUGGGCCACUUCAGGCGGGGUCCAGCAGCGCAGGAGCUAAGAGAAAGCUGUCUCUGAUGCUGGAUGAGGGGAGCUCAUGCCCAACACCAGCCAAAUUCAACGCCUGCCCCCUACCUGGUGCCCUCCUGCAGGACCCCUACUUUAUCCAGUCGCCCCUCCCAGAGACCACCUUGGGCCUCAGCAGCCCUCACAGGGCCAGGGGCCCCAUCAUCUCUGACAUCCCAGAAGACUCUCCAUCCCCUGAAGGGACCAGGCUUUCUCCCUCCAGUGGUGGCAGGAGGGAGAAGGGCCUGGCACUGCUCAAAGAAGAGCCGGCCAGCCCAGGGGGGGAAGGCGAGGCCGGGCUGGCCCUGGCCCCAAACGAGUGUGACUUCUGCGUGACAGCCCCCCCACCACUGCCUGUGGCUGUGGUGCAGGCCAUCCUGGAGGGGAAAGGGAACUUCAGCCCUGAGGGGCCCAGGAACGCCCAACAGCCUGAACCAAGGGGUCCCAGGGAGGUACCUGACAGGGGGCCUCUGGGCCUGGAGAGGGGGGCCCGGAGCCCAGAGAGUCUGCUGCCUCCAAUGCUACUUCGAGCUCCCCCUGAAACUGUGGAGCCUGCAGGGCCCCUGGAUGUGCUGGGCCCCAGCCUCCAAGGGCGGGAAUGGACCCUGAUGGACUUGGACAUGGAGCUGUCGCUGAUGCAGCCCUUGGUUCCAGAGAAGGGUGAGACAGAGCUGGCAGUCAAGGGGUUAAAUUCUCCAGGCCCAGGGAAGGACUCCACGCUGGGGGCACCACUCCUGUUGGACGUCCAAGCGGCUUUGGGAGGCCCAGCCCUGGGCCUGCCUGGAGCUUUAACUGUUUACAGCACCCCUGAGAGCCGAGCUUCCUACCUGGGCCCAGGGGCCAAUCCCUCCCCGUGAAUCUGGCUCCACUCUGAAGCCAGCCUGCCGAAGGGGCUGGCCAGCGGCAACACGUCCUUCUCGGCUUCCUGGCGCCCCCUGGCGGAGGCUGAGUGAAGCCCCUUGUACUCAGCGGUCCCUCUCCAUUCCCGAGCCCCGCACAUAAACCGCAUUUUUUUCUGUGUUUCUGGUCUCUUUUCUCUACCGACCAGGGAGCACAGAAGUCAUGGGUGGGGGGCGACUUUGCAUUCGUAGAAGCGUCCAGAUCCCAAUGCUUUAAUGGAGGAGCCCUUGGAGAGCAGAGGUGCUGGGGGAGCCCGCCUCUGGUUCUCCUGCUUAGGCCCGGAUCCAGGGCUAGAGCGUGGCCGCUGCGACCUCCGGGAAGCGGGGGCUUUUGGGUCACACCCAGCUCCGCAAUGCAUCCGCUCUAUGAUCCUGGGUAAGCUGGUCCCCUUCUCUGAGUCUUAUCUGUGACAGGCAGAGAAGGGUCGACGAGAGGAUAGGGGUAAAGCGCCUGGGAACUCCCAGGCCCAGAGUGAGCGCUGGGUACUUGGGGCCGCGGGCCGAACUACCUCCUCCCUGACUCAUCC